AUGUUAUUUUUCUUUCAGUUCGCCGCAAAAGAUUCGGAACGUGAGUCUGGUGAGGAUGUUGGUAACAAUAUAUCUAAUGUACUAAAAGAAGUAUCUAAAUAUUGUAACGGUGAAUCAAAUUAUCGUCCUCCCUUCUUUCCACCACCGCCAGUAACCGAGUCACCAUACGAUUUUGACCAUCAUCAUCUUUAUCAAGGACCUGACACUUUACUUAAUGACGACAUUCAUCCGAACGAAUACUAUCCUUAUAGAGUUGAUGAUUAUGUUGAAGAACAUCGUGUACCAAAUUAUGGUGUACCGUACCAAUACGAUUCUGCAAAUAUAAGUCCCAGUAGACGUAUGCAGAUUCUCCAACAACAAUACGGCGAACUACCAAUAAUAACUGGUACUAACGAGUUGGUGAACGUUGUGAAUAAUAAUCAAGUAGCUAUGGUUAGAAUACCGGAGUCGAUUGUAAUGAAUCUGGUGACACCAGAUCAGUUGUCAGUAUUGUACCAGAACAAUCAAGCAUUCGAUGUCCCGUCGACUGACCCAUCGGUGCCAAGAUUGAUCGCGAUGACUACGAGAGUUCUAUCUUCUAUUUUAAAAGCAAAGAAGAGAUUUCACAACGUGAUCGACCACGGUGUAGCGGGUGCGGAGAACGUAUUCUCUGGCAUACAUGAAGCGGCUGGCGGUAUUGCGGAGCUCAUCGGGGGCGGCGCGCAUGGUCUCCUGGACUUUAUAGUUUAACAUCUAACUGGUCAUUCGGUAAUAAUUUAGGCCAUUAAAUAUUUACUCUGAUUAA
This is a messenger RNA of Papilio machaon (common yellow swallowtail), 784 nucleotides long. RefSeq lists its product as uncharacterized. The coding region runs from base 1 to 729 and encodes 242 amino acids. The record is from RefSeq and is a predicted model, not a curated record. Lineage: Eukaryota; Metazoa; Arthropoda; Insecta; Lepidoptera; Papilionidae. The transcript is spliced from 2 exons.